Messenger RNA from Cuscuta europaea, 1146 nucleotides. The record is from the annotation of a GenBank genome assembly. NCBI's taxonomy places the organism in Eukaryota, Viridiplantae, Streptophyta, Magnoliopsida, Solanales, Convolvulaceae.
CUUAGAGCCUAAGAAGUAAGAACUGUUGUCCUUGAAGAAGAAAAAGAUCAUCUAGAGAGAGGGGGCAAAUAUAAUACUCAAAGAUUCAAUAUAUAGAAACUACAAUAGAUAGGCUUUUAUGGCAAAAAGAUCCAAUCUUGGUACAUAUAUACAAUAGUAUUUUAUAUAUAAAGUAUCUAUAUAUAGAUCAUAUAGCUAGGUGAAAAAUGGGAAGAGGGAAAGUGGAACUGAAGAGGAUUGAGAACAAGAUAAACAGGCAGGUGACUUUUGCAAAGAGAAGGAAUGGAUUGCUAAAGAAGGCCUAUGAGCUGUCUAUCCUUUGUGAUGCUGAAGUUGCACUUAUCAUCUUCUCCAAUAGGGGAAAGCUCUAUGAAUUUUGCAGUAGCUCAAGUAUGCCUAAGACUCUUGAGAGGUACCAUAGAUGCAGCUAUGGUGCACUUGAAGCUAACCAAACAUCCAAGGAGUCACAGAGCAAUUUCCAAGAGUAUUUGAAGCUAAAAGCUGGUGCUGAAGUCCUGCAAGAAUCUCAAAGGCACUUGCUGGGAGAAGACUUGGCACAACUUAGCAUUGGGGAUUUGGAGCAACUUGAAAACCAGUUGGACACUUCGUUAAAAAGAAUAAGGUCAACCCGGACAAAACACAUGUUCGAUGAAUUGUCUAACCUUCGGCAAAGGGAACAAAGUCUUCUCGAAGUCAAUAAAGCCUUAAGGAUAAAGCUUGGAGAAACCAAUGGUGCGUUUGUAACACCAUGGGAAACCGAAAUGGAAAACACGCAAUACACAAACCCCGACGAUCCUUCUCAGCCGGAUGGGUUCUUUCAGCCUCUCCAACUCCACAACACAUCACAAAUUGGGUACAACUCGGCAGUGGUGGAAGCGGAUAAUCAAGCCGGCCCGUCAACAGUACUGAAUACAUCUGGAGUUCUUCCUGGAUGGAUGCUCUAAUUUCGGACUCGGUAAAAGAGAGAUGAUCAUUAUUAUAUACAUUUUGUUGUUACAUACGGAAUAUAUGUAUUUACAAAAAUACAGUCCCUAAUCAUAUUGUGUGUUUUUUUGUUUUCAUCAUAUGAUAUCACAAGGGCGGACUAGACUAGAGUGAUAGUGAACUCACGUCUUGAACAAAUUACUUAAUACUCCCUCUAUCCCA